CCAGGGUGGGAGGCAGCAGCCAGACGGCUCCCCCAGGCACGCGUGGGACAAGUCCACUUCUACAGCAGAUUUUGCUGAGCUGCAGUAGCUGCUUCCCCCAACACAGGAGUCGUGCCCCAGGAUGCCUUUGUAGGAGCACCUUGGCCAACCCAACUGAAACCACCCAGCACCCUCACCCACCACCCACUGCAGGCGUGCCAGCACCUGACAAGCCCCAUCCCUCCCCAGAGCAGCUCAGCCUCCAGGAUGGCUCUGCUGGAGACUGGAAAACACUGGCAGGGCUCCGGCCUCAGCAGCGUGAAUCCUGACAUUGCCAGUGAGAGGCAAACGCCCUCCUUCAGCGUGGAGAAGCUCACGGCCCGGCUGGACGGUGGCGUGGAGCAAACUCGGAUGCGGAGGGCGGUGGUUGAAGCUAUCGAAUCUGACCCUGAAUUUAGCAGAGAAAGUCAGUAUUUCCAGAGCCAGAAUGAGAGGUAUGAAGCAGCAGUCAGAAAAGCUGUUCACCUCCAGAAAAAGAUGCAUGAGAUGGGAUGGACUGAAAAUGGACCUGAAUAUAAGUAUAUUUACAGGGCACUGUCAGGAGACGUCGCGUUUCUCCUUCACCGCAUCUUCGUGAGGAGUAUUUCCAUGCUGGGCUCCGACGAACAGAUUGCCAAGUGGAUUCCUCUCGCCAGCCAGUAUCAGCUAAUUGGAAGCUACGCCCAGACUGAACUGGGGCACGGAACUUAUCUUCAGGGUUUGGAAACAACAGCGGUCUUUGAUAGCAGUACACAGGAGUUUAUACUGAAUACACCAAAGAUCUCUGCCAUGAAGUGGUGGCCUGGAGACAUGGGAAGGUCAGCAACCCACACAGUGGCCUUUGCUCAGCUGUACAUCCACGGGAAGUGCUAUGGCAUCCAUCCCUUCAUCGUGCAGAUCCGCAGCCUUCAGGACCAUUCACUCUGCCCAGGCAUAACUGCAGGAGACAUUGGUCCCAAAAUGAAUUUUGAGCAUGCUGACAAUGGCUACCUCAUGCUGCAGAACGUGCGCAUCCCCAGGGAGAACAUGCUGAGCAAGUUUUGUGAGGUUCAACCAGACGGCACCUACGUCAGACGGGGAUCACAGAAGAUUAAUUAUUUCACAAUGACUACGGUGCGCAUUUCCCUCCUUUCAGAUGAGGUUUUAGCACCUCUGAUGAAAGCUUGCACCAUCGCCAUCCGGUACUCCGUGGUUCGCAGGCAGUCCAAGUUGAAGCCUGGGGAACAAGAAGCAAAAAUCCUUGACUACCAAACUCAGCAAGAGAAGUUGCUGCCCCAGCUGGCAGCAGCCUAUGCCUUUCAUUUCAUCAAUGACUACCUGCAGGAGUUAUUCAACAGGGCAUACAGGGAGAUCCAGAGGAAGAACUUUGACACACUGCCAGAGCUCCAUGCAUUUUCUUCAGGCUUCAAAGCCCUGGUUACUCAGCACUGCACUUCAGGAGUGGAGAUCUGCCUCCGGGCAUGUGGGGGACAUGGUUACUCCUUGCUGAGUGGACUCCCUUCCUUGUAUACUAAGAUACUUGCCUCAUGUAUUUAUGAAGGGGAAAACACCAUUUUGCUCCUGCAAACUGCCAGGUUCCUGAUUAAGUGCUUCAUGGCAGCCAGUGCUGGCCAGCCUGUUCCACCAUCUGUCACAUAUCUGGCUGCAGUGAAACCCAGCAAGUGUCCAGCCAAGAACAAGUUGGAUUUUCUCAGUCCAGAUAUUUACACUGAGGCCUACCAACACUCAGCAGUCAGACUGAUAAGCAGCACAGCAGCUAAACUACGGGACUUGGUUCAGUCUGGAGUCAAAAAGUACGAUGCAUGGAACCGGUGUACAGUGCAGCUGGUGCAGGCUGCAAAGGCUCACUGCCACUACAUCACAGUGAAAAACUUUGCAGAAACUGUGGAGAGACUCGAGACCAAGGCUGGCAUCCAGAAGAUUAUGAAACAUCUUUGUGACCUCUUUGCAUUACACGGGAUCUUCUCAAAUGCAGGAGUCUUCUUGCAUGAUGGAUACAUAUCUGGAGCUCAAAUGGACAUGGUCACAGCAUCAUACCUGGACCUCCUGGCUGUCAUUCGGAAGGAUGCUGUUCCACUAGUGGAUGCUUUUGACUUCACAGAUAAAAGCCUGAAUUCUGCCCUUGGCAGUUACGAUGGACAGGUUUAUCAGCGGCUGUACGAGUGGGCUCAGAAGUCACCAACAAACACACAGAUGAACCCAGCCUAUGAAAGGUAUUUGAAGCCACUUCUUCACAACACGCUAUCAAAAUUAUGAAGACGGUGAUCUAAGUGAAGGCAACAUGUUUCCUCCUGUUCUUUGUGCAGCAGUACAUUUAGGAAGCAUCAGUAAUGACUAAUCAGAAUUUAAAAAUCAGUUCCAACAAGUAUGAAACAAGAUUCUUAGCCAGCUAUUUGCAUUUAGCCAGACAGAAGUCAAACAAUGCAGAGUGGUCCCUCCUGCUAGGAGGCAGCCUAGUCAGAGGUAGCCUGGGGUUUGCUGUUUUCUAACCUGAAGUGUCCUGAUAGCAUCAGAAUGAUGCCAUUUGCCUUUCUUCUUUUUCUAAAUCCACUAUAUGAUAAUUAAGGGGAAAAAAAAUCCCACAUUAAGAGCUCCCCUUCAGAGUGUUGGAACUGUACCGUGCCUUCAGAAUACCAAAAUGCACAACAAGCAAACCACUUUACUAAAAAACUCACGGAAUGUGAAAUUAUGGUCCUCAGUUUCUAGGAGUAACUUGCUCUCUUAGAUCAAGAGCUGUAUUAGAAAGUACAUCUGUCUGGACAAUUAAAACUUGGUCAUCAGUAUUCCUGGCUAAUGAAAAUUCUGACAAAACUGAUGCCAACUCUAGUCUGUAGAAUUUACUUUCCCUUUAAUAGAGCCACUCAUACUUGUCUUUCUAUAAAUCCUGGGCUCCAAUAAAGUGUAUUAUUUGGAA
This is a messenger RNA of Calypte anna (Anna's hummingbird), 2932 nucleotides long. RefSeq names its product acyl-CoA oxidase 2 (gene ACOX2). Lineage: Eukaryota; Metazoa; Chordata; Aves; Apodiformes; Trochilidae. Gene Ontology annotation, biological process: lipid homeostasis; fatty acid beta-oxidation using acyl-CoA oxidase; very long-chain fatty acid metabolic process. The transcript is spliced from 15 exons. The coding region runs from base 247 to 2274 and encodes 675 amino acids. Gene Ontology annotation, molecular function: FAD binding; fatty acid binding. The record is from RefSeq and is a predicted model, not a curated record. Gene Ontology annotation, cellular component: peroxisome.